AUGGCCAAGCGGUCGCGCGACUCUUCUCUUGUUCCCUCUGACGACGGGGACAGUUCUCAGGACGAUGUCGAGUCUGCGCGUCCCUUGAAACUCAUCCCUCACGACAUGUCUCCCGCCAGCGCUGUGAUGCAAUGUUCUUUGCCCCCUCACCGCGAGGCAGUCGAAUUCUCGUCUAUUGAAGAUUUCGAGUCCCAUUAUGCCAAGGACCAUAGCAAUCGUUGUGCUUCUUGCGGCAAGAAUUUCCCUACUGCUCAUUUCUUGACUUUGCAUAUUGACGAGAACCACAAUCCUUUCCGAGAGGCCCUGCAAGCCAAAGGUGAGAAGACUUAUGCUUGCUUUGUCGAAGACUGCGACAAGAAAUGCUCCACGCCUCAAAAAAGGCGUCUGCAUCUCGUUGACAGGCAUCUCUUUCCAAAGGCGUACAACUUCCGGAUUGUGGACAAUGGCAUAGAUAAGUCGACCUCAAUGCUGCGGGAAGGGCGCCGUAGAAGAGUUUCCACUGCCACGGAGCCUGCGCAAACGGGCCCUCAUCAACGACAACAGUCGAGGGCCGAACAGCUGUCAACAAACAAGCUUGGCUCUUUUGUUGUGGCACCUGAAAAAGGUGGGAGGGAGUUGACCGGCAGGACACGAGAUGGCAAAGCAAGCCCACAUCUCAAAUCGCGCGACAAUGUCUCGGAUGCCUCCAUGAAUGACCUCGAGGCGUCUAUGUCAUCGCUACAGUUUGUACCACACAGUGUUGCAUCUCGGCAACGCAACAAAGACAAAUAG
This is a messenger RNA of Exophiala spinifera, 771 nucleotides long. RefSeq lists its product as uncharacterized. Bases 1 to 771 code for a protein of 256 amino acids. The transcript has a single exon. Lineage: Eukaryota; Fungi; Ascomycota; Eurotiomycetes; Chaetothyriales; Herpotrichiellaceae. The record is from RefSeq and is a predicted model, not a curated record.